AUGGAUACCAAAACUGAGCUCAUGGCGUUCAUGACAAUUUUACGACAUUCUCUUCACCUCGGAAUCAUGGAAUGGAUGACAAACACAAGUAUUUCAACCCAGUCAAGGAUGUUUGUUGCCUGGUCGGUAUUUUUAGUUGAGGUCUUUGAAAGAAUUGGAUUGACUCGAUUACCUGGUGAAGGAGAAGCCUUUAUUCCAACUGAGUUUAUUAAUGCAGGAUUCGAGGACACAUCUUGUCUUGACGAUUGUACAGAGACAAACAUCUUGGCAUCCGAAAAGUUUGAUGCGAAUAAUAUCACAUUUAGCCAGUAUAAGAACCACACCACUGGAAGGACUGCAGUGUGGGUCACCCCACAGGGAUCCCUGUUACAAUGCAGUGAUACCUAUCCAGGAACAAUUUCAGACAAUGAUAUCACAGAACAGUGUGUAGUGCUUGAUAUGGUGAGGAGAGGAAGUGUUGUAUUGACUGACAAGGGAUUUGGCAUCACAGAAAUGUGUCUUCAGAAAGGCUUGCAUCAUAACCGACCACCUUUAAAGUUUGAUGCUCAGUAUGAUGAGUUAGAGAUCAGUAAAAACUUUGAUAUUGCCACCCUGAGAAUCUACAAUGAAAACUACAUAGGGAGAAUGAGAGACUGGGCCAUUAUCAAUGCAUACUGGCCUUCCAGUAGAAUCGAUCUUCUGGCUAUGUGCACAUAUUACUUGCACACAUUGUAA
This is a messenger RNA of Stylophora pistillata, 714 nucleotides long. RefSeq lists its product as uncharacterized. NCBI's taxonomy places the organism in Eukaryota, Metazoa, Cnidaria, Anthozoa, Scleractinia, Pocilloporidae. The record is from RefSeq and is a predicted model, not a curated record.